UGCCGGUGUCGGCGGCCCGAGCGGCUGCAGCUGCAGCGGCGGGGGAGGCGGCAGCGGAGCGCGGGAGGGGGGCUGCGCGGGGGGCCGGCGCGUAGCCGGGACUAUGGAGGGGCAGAGCGGCCGCUGCAAGAUCGUGGUGGUGGGGGACGCGGAGUGCGGCAAGACGGCGCUGCUGCAGGUGUUCGCCAAGGACGCCUACCCCGGGAGUUAUGUCCCCACCGUUUUUGAGAACUACACCGCGAGCUUUGAGAUCGACAAGCGCCGCAUUGAGCUCAACAUGUGGGACACUUCAGGUUCCUCUUACUAUGAUAACGUCCGGCCUCUGGCCUAUCCUGACUCGGACGCUGUGCUCAUCUGCUUCGACAUUAGCCGACCGGAAACACUGGACAGUGUCCUCAAGAAGUGGCAAGGGGAGACUCAAGAGUUUUGCCCCAAUGCCAAGGUUGUGCUGGUUGGCUGUAAACUGGACAUGCGGACUGACCUGGCCACACUGAGGGAGCUGUCCAAGCAGAGGCUUAUCCCUGUUACACAUGAGCAGGGCACUGUGCUGGCCAAGCAGGUGGGGGCUGUGUCCUAUGUAGAGUGCUCUUCCCGGUCCUCUGAGCGCAGCGUCAGAGAUGUCUUCCACGUGGCCACCGUGGCCUCCCUCGGCCGUGGCCACAGGCAGCUGCGCCGUACUGACUCACGCCGGGGACUACAGCGAUCUGCUCAGCUGGCAGGACGGCCAGACCGGGGGAAUGGGAAUGGGAACGGAAAUGAGGGCGAGAUACACAAGGAUAGAGCCAAGAGCUGCAACCUCAUGUGAGGGGUCCUGUGGGAGGAGGCGGGGGGCCUGGGGCACAGUUGUCCCACUGCUGGUCCUGGCUUCCUGAUCUCCUGACUCUGUUUGGGACUUUAGGGCGGGUGAAUGAACAGUUCUUCCUGACAAGGGAGUUGGAGGCAGAAGGGUGCCACUGUUCCCCACAUCCUCAUUCCGCUCCUGUCCAAGGCAAGUUGAGGGAACUAGCAGAGCAGGCAUCUGGGCUGCGGGCUGGGAUGGGGCCAGGGGUCUGGGGAAGCCAGCAGCAAGCAGUGACCUUGGUUGAGUCUCAGUGUAUGAGGGGUGCCUUCCUCCCCACCUCCAGUCCCCAUAUCCUGGUCCUGGCACUCUUCCCCAAGGAAAGUGUCCACUCGCUGACCUUCCUUCUUCCUCACCUCUCACUUCCACAGCUGUUCUCACUCAUCCUAACCUCCAGGCAACAUGCACUAAAUUAAAAAGCAAACUGAGAAGCCUCUCUCUCUCCCCCUGUCCCCUUCUACCCACCAGUCCUAGCUCCCUCCUUCCCUUCCCCCAGUAGAGUCCAAAUAAAGCCCAUGUCCAUGGAAAAUGA
Molecule: messenger RNA, 1370 nt
Organism: Capra hircus (goat)
Lineage: Eukaryota; Metazoa; Chordata; Mammalia; Artiodactyla; Bovidae
Gene: RND2
Product: Rho family GTPase 2
Exons: 5
Coding region: 104-805 (233 amino acids)
Biological process (GO): small GTPase-mediated signal transduction
Molecular function (GO): GTPase activity; GTP binding
Source: RefSeq, a predicted model, not a curated record